Molecule: messenger RNA, 1419 nt
Organism: Dichotomopilus funicola
Lineage: Eukaryota; Fungi; Ascomycota; Sordariomycetes; Sordariales; Chaetomiaceae
Product: putative lipase ROG1
Exons: 2
Coding region: 1-1419 (472 amino acids)
Cellular component (GO): lipid droplet
Molecular function (GO): phosphatidylcholine lysophospholipase A1 activity
Source: RefSeq, a predicted model, not a curated record
AUGGCGGAAUACUCAGGAGGUAGUCUCAAGGCUGACCACCUCUGUGUGCUAGUCCAUGGCCUAUGGGGUAAUCCCGAGCACAUGGCCUCAGUGGCCAAAGCCCUCCGGGCGCAGUACCCGCCCGAGCAUGUGUACAUCCUCGUGGCAAAACGAAACAGUGGCUCCUUCACCUACGACGGCAUCGAACUCGGCGGCGAGCGUGUGUGCGUAGAGAUCGAGGAGGAACUCGAAGCGAUCAAGAACCGCGGCGGCCACAUCGCCAAGCUCAGCAUCGUGGGCUACUCCCUUGGUGGGCUCGUGGCACGCUACGCCAUCGGCCUGCUCUCCGCGCGCGGCGUACUCGACCAGCUCGAAUGCCUCAACUUCACAGCCUUCGCGAGCCCCUUCCUCGGCGUACGCACCCCACUGCGCGGCUUGCCAAACCAGCUGUGGAACGUCAUGGGCGCCCGCACACUGUGUAUGUCAGGCCGCCAGCUCUUCGGCAUCGACCGCUUCCGCGACACCGGCAAACCACUGCUCGCCGUCCUCGCCGACCCCAACUCCAUCUUCAUGUCCGGGCUCGCCCGCUUCCGCCGCCGCACCCUCUACACCAACAUCACCAACGACCGCAGCGCCGUCCACUACACCACCGCCAUCUCCAAAACCGACCCCUACACCGACCUCGCCAACGUCACCGUCCGCUAUCUCCCCGGGUACGACGACGUCAUCCUCGAUCCCACCAACCCAGUCUCUCCGGGCGCACCACCACCACCAUCACCGAGCAAAUCCAGCAGCAGCAACCCCCAAACAACCACAAAAGCCCGACAAGCCCUCCUCACAGCCGACGCUGAGCGACUCGCGAAACGCGCAGCUUUCUUCGUCGGCCUCGCGCUCUUCCUCCCGCUUGGCGUCGUCGCCUUCCUCGUCAACAGCGCGAUCCAAACCGUCCGCUCCUCCCGACGUGUGGCCCGCCACGAGCGCGGGUUGGAAGGUAUCCAGGCCGACGCGCUGCGAGAGCUGCGCGUGAACUUGUGGAUCCGCGAGGUGCGCGGGGCCGUGGAGGAGAGGUAUGAGGAGCUGAGCGGGGCGCAGCCACAGGCGUAUCUCGGGACUGCUGAGAAUGAUAGCGGUAGUGAGGGGAGUGAGAGCGACGAGAACGACGAUGGAGUGGACAGUGCUAGCGGGCGUGGGAUCCUCGCGCUGGAGCGGAAACGGUCACGCACGUUAGAAGGGCAGGGCGGGUUCCCCACGCUGGCGUUGGCGCCGUAUCAGUUUGCCGCUGUUGAUGCGCUGGAUCAGCUUGGUUGGCGCAAGUACCCAGUAUGGAUUCACAAGGUCCGGCACAGUCAUGCUGCUAUCAUUGUCCGGACGGAGAAGGAGAGCUUUUCGGAGGGAAAGGUGGUGCUCCGGCAUUGGGUGACGGAUGAGUUUCUGGCUUGA